Molecule: messenger RNA, 1260 nt
Organism: Antechinus flavipes (yellow-footed antechinus)
Lineage: Eukaryota; Metazoa; Chordata; Mammalia; Dasyuromorphia; Dasyuridae
Product: hepatoma-derived growth factor-related protein 2-like
Exons: 3
Coding region: 93-893 (266 amino acids)
Molecular function (GO): DNA binding
Source: RefSeq, a predicted model, not a curated record
CAUUUCCUGUUGGACACUCUUUCCGUUGUGGCUGAGGACAGGACAGGAGCUUCGAGCAAAGCUCCUCAGGGGCCUUAGUUGAGCGGGCUGCAAUGGGGGAUCCAAUCCCCGUGGACGACCUGGGGGGUGGUGAGGAAGAAGGGGAGACAUUUGAUGACGGCUGCGGUUGGACCUGCUUCUGUAACUCCUGUCCACCACCAAGAAGAUGGUGGACUUUCGCUGAGGCGAACGAAGAAGACUCUUCCAACCUAGAAGUCCAAGAAGAGGGCCCUGUUGAUAUCGAGUCAUCUUCUGACUUUGAAUUUCCAGCCAGGGAGUCACCAACUGAGGAAUCAGAAAUUCAAGCUUCUGGUCUAGGUUUUAGAAACAAAAGAGCUUUCUCUUCCAGCAGUGAGCAGGAGGAGGGUCCUGCUGUCAAGUUAGUUAAGGUGAAAGCAGAUGACCUGUCCAGCAUGAAGGAGGAACUGGCCAGCAUUAAAAAUAAUGUGGAUUUCCUUCUGUCUUCUGUUGAGAAAAUGGAGGGUAAGAAACCACCACCCAAGAAAAGGGGAAGACCUCCAAAGAAGCAAGAGGGCAAAACUACCAAGAAAACUGCAGCUACCAAGAAGAAAGCAGGAAGAGGCAAGGCUCAGAAGGCCAAGAAGGAACCAGCUGUCAAGAAAGGGCGCCGGGGACCUGCCGCCAAAGCUGGCAAAGGGAAGAGCUCUCAGCCAAAACAAACCAAAGGGAAGGCCAUGAAGAAGGGCAGUGCCAAGGCUCAGGAGGAGGAUGACAAGAAGAAGGGCAAGAAGAAGAGAGGCCGUCCUCCCAGCAAGAAAGCCGCAACCACCAAGAAGGGAGCGGCUAAGCGGGUUGGCAGACCCCGCAAAAGCAGCUCUGACAAAGCUACUUAGGAGGGAUCCCAUGGCAGAGGAGGACACGGAAGCCUGAGGUCUACAGGGUUUGCUGAGGUGGUUCCAGGAUGCCGGAGGUACAGCCGUCGUUGAGAGGCUUGAGCACAGCAGAAACACCAGAAAAAAAAAAAAGUGCUCCCUGCUGGCCUUCCGGGUCCACCAGGACCCAUGUCCUAGGGCCAUUCUCCCCAAGCCCUGUCCCUCAGUGUCUUCCAGCAUAGGCUCACUAGUGUCCUCAAUAUCGACCUCUCCAAAUACCCUUAUUCAGCCCAGUCACACAGGUGGUCUAUCCCCCCUCCCCAAAUUUGGCUAAGACCACCAAAAUUUUCUGCAUUAUCUAAAAAGUGUAGUGUGACUUCAAAAUAAA